AUGGCUACUCGAGAAUAUAUCCGAUGGAACUCGCAAGAUGUCGAGAAAAUUCCCGAAUGCGAAGCUGAUGACAUUCAAGCUGUCGUCGAGAUGUUCGACGGGCUGCACCAGGCGAUGUUUCAGGUGAACGGCCACGUCGUAUCCGGAACUCAUGGACGAAGCCAUGGGGUUGUCAAGGGCACAUUCAUCGUCCCAGGCAAUCUACCUAAUCACCUGAAACAGACGGAGCUAUUUGCGCAGGCUGGUGAGUAUCCAGCCGUUUGCCGCUACAGUUCUGCCCUGCCGGACCCGAAUGUGGACGACCGCAUUCCCCAGCCUCGUGGUUUUGCUAUAAAGCUAUUCGGCGUCAAAGGUGAAAUGUUUCACGAGGGGCGCGAAACCCCAACCCAAGACAUUGAAUUUAACAGCACUCCCGUCCUGGAGUUAGCCGACGUAAAGACAGCCAAGGAGAUUAUUGCUCUCAGAUUCAAGCACGGCGUGGAUCUGGUUGGCCUGUACAAAGACCUAGAUGCUCGCGCCGAUGCCGAACUGCACAAGAGCCAGGAUCAGGUGCGCAGUACUCACCUAGAGUCUACUCGUCAAUAUUCCCAGACAGCCUACCGUUUCGGGGACUAUAUAAUGAAGUACUCUCUUGUUCCAUCAUCCGAGAUGCAGCGUGAACUUUAUAAUGAGUCAGUCCAAUCUAGUGACACGCAAGACGUGCUGCACCACUGGCUACGCGGCUUUCACUUGCAUCAUGAGGCAGAGUACGAAUUCCAAGUGCAAUUGUGCGAGGAUCUGGAAGACCAGCCGAUAGAAGAUGCCAGUAAGGAGUGGGAUGCGGAAAAGUACCCAUGGGAAACGGUUGCCAAAUUGGUAAUUUCGAAGCAAGAUAGCUACAACCCCAUUAGGAAGAAAUUCUGGGAGGACUACAUAGUGAUCAACCCAUGGCACGGCCUCGUGAGCCUGCAGCCGCUUGGGGGGUCAAACAGGCUGAGACGAGUCGUGUAUCCUACUAGCAGGGCCAUGAGAAAGAAGCUCAAUCAAUUAGAGCCAGUACACCUCAAGGUUAUUGAGGACUUUCCAGAUGCUUGA
Molecule: messenger RNA, 1074 nt
Organism: Trichoderma aggressivum f. europaeum
Lineage: Eukaryota; Fungi; Ascomycota; Sordariomycetes; Hypocreales; Hypocreaceae
Exons: 3
Coding region: 1-1074 (357 amino acids)
Molecular function (GO): heme binding
Source: RefSeq, a predicted model, not a curated record